This is a messenger RNA of Carassius carassius (crucian carp), 1507 nucleotides long. Its product is annotated as phosducin-like protein. The transcript has 5 exons. Gene Ontology annotation, biological process: regulation of G protein-coupled receptor signaling pathway. Bases 137 to 1060 code for a protein of 307 amino acids. The record is from RefSeq and is a predicted model, not a curated record. Lineage: Eukaryota; Metazoa; Chordata; Actinopteri; Cypriniformes; Cyprinidae.
CUCGUGUCAAUCAUCUCUUCAGCAUUGUGAUUGGUCAGUAACGUUACUUGUGCUUGCGUUGUAGAUCCAGUGUAGCAUCUGAAGCGGCUGUUUCAGCGAUAAACUGAUGUAAAAGAGACACAUAUUGUGUGACAACAUGACCACACUUGAUGAUAAGAUCCUUGGGGAGAAGCUGCAGUAUUACUACAGCAGCAGUGAGGAUGAAGAGAGCGAUCAUGAGGAAGAGGAGAACGCAUCCAAAAGCAUCCGCGACCAGGAGGUGCUGGAUGUGGAACUGGACUACAGCGCCGAUGGCAGUUCGGUCAACACUGGGCCGAAGGGAGUGAUCAAUGACUGGCGUAAAUACAAACAGCUGGAGAAUGAGCAGCGCCUGGAGCAGCAGAAAGAGAUGGAGCGACUCAUCAAGAAACUCAGCAUGACCUGCAAGUCACAUCUGGAGGAAGAAGCCGACAGACAGAAACAGAAGGAGCUGCAGGAUAAGAUCACAGGCAAGAUGAAUCUCCAUGUGGAUGAUGAAGAAGAGGAGGAGGAGGAUGAUGAUGAAGCCUUCCUCCAGCAGUAUCGGCUGCAGCGCAUGGAGGAGAUGCGGCGGCAGGUGUGUGGUGGGCGGCGCUUUGAAAAGUUGAUUGACAUCUCAUCGGGGGAGGAGUUCCUGCGUGCCGUAGACGAGGAGGGCAAGAACACUCUGGUGCUGGUCCACAUCUACGAGCCAGAGGUGCCCGCCUGCCAGGCCAUGGAUGGAAGCCUGCUCUGCCUCGCACUGCAGUACCCAAUGGUGAAGUUCUGUCGAGUCCAGGGCUCUGCGGUCGGCACCAGCGCUCUUUUCCGCAGUUCAGCUUUGCCAGCCCUGCUGCUGUACCGUGGCGGUGAGCUGGUGGGGAAUCUGGUGCGUGUGUCCGAUCAGCUCGGAGAUGAUUUCUACGCCACAGACGUUGAAGCCCUGCUGCAGGAAUAUGGGCUUCUUCCCGAGAAAUACACACAGUCAAACACACACUCGUCUAUUCGCAAUGCCGCUGUCACUCACCCUAACGAUUCUGACAGCGACCUGGAUAUAGACUAAAUGCGUGAUGUCUGUAUGCAUACAUGCACACCAAAAUAUACACUCUUGUAUACUUCCACAUAGUGAUUCAGACCCAAUACAGUGACCAAAAGCAAACAAUGGCUGUAGCUCAGAAAAAUGUGAGAUACACUACUGUAAACUCUGGAUUUAGGCAUUUCACAGAUCAUGAUUACUGGAACAAUACAGUAGAUAUCAUUAGAUGUAUUUAUGUGUGUCUUAUUUCAGACACUUUCGGAAUCGGGAGUGUUUCUUUAUGCAAAAAAAUGCAAAACCCUUCAGAGAAUCCUGCAUCGAUAUUUCACUAUUUAUUAUAGUUUUAGAUGUAUGUGUUUGUUUAUUUGUGUGUUCUGGACAUAUUAGUUUGCUUUAGCCUCUGUUAGUUUUAUACAUUUUGUAAACAUAUCCAUCAAGACAAUUGCAUAAAAUAAAAACAUGAUUGUAAAUAGA